This is a messenger RNA of Trichophyton rubrum CBS 118892, 291 nucleotides long. RefSeq lists its product as uncharacterized. The transcript has a single exon. Bases 1 to 291 code for a protein of 96 amino acids. NCBI's taxonomy places the organism in Eukaryota, Fungi, Ascomycota, Eurotiomycetes, Onygenales, Arthrodermataceae. The record is from RefSeq and is a predicted model, not a curated record.
AUGAUGAUAUCGAGUUUAGACUCCUCGCAUAGUAGAGAAAACCAGCCUAGGAAACUACCCGAUAUCAACACAUCUCCAAAUAAUAUUGGAGGAGUACUCGCUGAAUACCCCAGCGACGAUCCAAAAUCCGUCUUGGUUGUUGUCCUCACCAUAUAUCAAACAUGGUACAUCAGAACGCGAGAACAAUCCCAAGAUGAUAACCUAGAUGUCAAAUCCGAUAACGAAACAAAUACCCCCGAAGAUGUCUUCAUACCAUUCACCGAGGAUAGCCAUACGUGCCGUAGCCCGUAG